AUGGCCGAGGCGACUGCUGAGAAGGAAACCCCAAUGGUGUCCAUCACCGUUGAGUUCUCGGGCGGCCUCGAGAUGCUCUUCUCGGACCAACGCCAACACAAGCUCGCCAUCCCCGCCCAUGACAAGGACAGCAAGCCUGUCACCAUCGCCUAUCUCAUCGACUACCUCUGCCAGCACGUCAUGAAGGACAGCAGGAAAGAACUCUUCGUGCUAGAUAACCACAUCCGCCCGGGAAUCCUGGUUCUGAUCAACGACGCCGACUGGGAGCUAGAGGGCGAGGAGUCGUACGAGGUCCAGAGCGGUGACAACAUCCUGUUCGUGUCGACCCUGCACGGGGGCUAG
Molecule: messenger RNA, 342 nt
Organism: Diaporthe batatas
Lineage: Eukaryota; Fungi; Ascomycota; Sordariomycetes; Diaporthales; Diaporthaceae
Exons: 3
Coding region: 1-342 (113 amino acids)
Biological process (GO): protein urmylation; tRNA thio-modification
Cellular component (GO): cytoplasm; nucleus
Molecular function (GO): protein tag activity
Source: RefSeq, a predicted model, not a curated record